CAAUGGAAAAAUAAUUUGUAUAUUAUGAAAGUCCAGAAGGCAAGCUAUUGAAAUUAUGAAGAAAAUUUAGAGGCUUCAUUUCAUUCGUACUCUGUCUUUUCGUAGCAAAUACGAAUGGAUCUCAGGGCUCUUCUAUUUUUGGAGAAUAAGUGCUGUUACGCAUAUUGUGCAUUUGCAUUAUCGCAUGAAUGUGAAGUACCGAAAUAAGAGGAGAUGUUGUAUAAGAAAGAACUAUCUUUAUGGGAAAGUUCUUCAGGUUUCAACGAGAAUCUUGACUUAGUCUUUCUCAUUGCGCCGAAUAAAUAAUUCGUGAUGUAAUUUUUCCUGUUGCUAUCAGAAAUGAGAGAAAACUAUGAGUUAAUGAUCAAAUCCAAAUGAGUGAUACUUUCUAUCGCCCUAAAAGAAUUUUUUCUACUCUUUUGUAACCAUGCUAAAUGCUUUCCUUUCGUUUGAUCUUCGAACUCACUUGCAUGACUUGACUUGAAUGAGAUUUCAUAUAAGAUUUGUUUAAAUAAAAAAAGCAAUUUUUCCACAUAUUGUUUCCAUGCCAGAAAGCCUUUUUGAUAUACAUAUUGCAAGGAUAUCUUGCGGCGAUUUCUACUGUUACAGAAAUGCAUGCUGUAGAAAAGACUGGAUUUUCUCAUCCUGCGGAGAACGCACAAUAAAGGGUAUUGCAACCGGGAAAUUAAUUGAAAUGAAUGUGAAAAUGCGUGGUUUAUUACCUCAAUAGUAAAUGAAGUAAAGAAUUUAGAAUUCAUAUAAUGAGCUCAUCAGUUGUAUCAGUCUGUGACAUUCCAGAGGGAACGUUCUCCUUACCUGGUGUAGGAUGCAUUGACUUUAGACAGACUUUAGACAAAUCAGUGCCAAAGGUGUACUUACAUGUGGAUUUAUAUGGAGGCCAUUUGAGUAUUGUAGAGAAAGAGUACGGUCAAACUUGGGCACGCUUCAUUGCAAUUGCCAGAGACUGCCAUGAACAAAAUGUCGAACUGAUAAAAAACCAACAAGGUUUUCUUCUCAGGGUGACAAGAGCUAUUAAAAUUUCAGAUGAACUGUUCGUUUGGAUUGGAACUGAUUUACUAUCAGAGCUAGAAUUUCCUUUCUUAAAGCCAGUAAAUAUUAAAGGUUACCAGUCUUAUCACUGUCAUAAAUGUGGCUUUAUUUCUCCAAAUCCAAACCCAUUAAAAAUUCACUUAUUUCUCAAUUGUGAUACAUCCAAAUUAUUUCCACCUACAGAACGACCAGAAACUUAUAAUAUAAGUCACCAUUUAUCGUUAAACUUUUCCGACACACCUGGACCUUUCAUAGGCAGUGCAAGAGCGCAGAAGAUCAACGAAGCAGUGGCGCCUUUGCAGUUUACCUCUAGUCAUUUGCCGAGCUCAGCACUAUAUUCUACCUUCCCUGACAAGAAUGUACAAAAUGUCUAUGAAUUUGUAACUCUUAACGCAAAUAUUAAUACUUCCAGCCAGGACCUAAAACUGGAAUUUCCUCAGAAUUCAUUGAAUACGUUUUCCAAACGUUGGACCCCGAAAUCACUGAGCUGCUCUGGACCAGGUCACAUUUGUGCUUAUUGUGGAAAAGUUUACUCACGUAAAUAUGGAUUAAAAAUUCAUGUUCGUACUCAUACUGGAUAUAAACCGUUGAAGUGCAAGUACUGUUUUCGCCCAUUUAGUGAUCCAAGCAAUCUAAACAAGCAUGUAAGACUACACACAGAAUCUGGAACUCCGUACAGUUGCACAAAAUGCGGCAAAGUGCUAGUGCGAAGAAGAGACUUGCAACGGCACCUCAAAUCCAGACAUUCAAUGGAUUCAUUUAAUAACGUGAAGCAACAAAAUGUUUUAACAACGGAGAAAAAAUAGAGCAAACCCAGCUGAAUGCAAAUAAAU
Molecule: messenger RNA, 1883 nt
Organism: Stegodyphus dumicola
Lineage: Eukaryota; Metazoa; Arthropoda; Arachnida; Araneae; Eresidae
Gene: Prdm13
Product: PR/SET domain 13
Biological process (GO): regulation of gene expression
Cellular component (GO): nucleus
Molecular function (GO): protein binding
Source: RefSeq, a predicted model, not a curated record